Plasmodium vivax (malaria parasite P. vivax) is the source of this 1058-nucleotide messenger RNA. RefSeq names its product calmodulin, putative. NCBI's taxonomy places the organism in Eukaryota, Apicomplexa, Aconoidasida, Haemosporida, Plasmodiidae. Bases 248 to 697 code for a protein of 149 amino acids. Gene Ontology annotation, molecular function: calcium ion binding; enzyme regulator activity. The record is from RefSeq and is a predicted model, not a curated record. The transcript is spliced from 2 exons.
GUUCCUCCGUUCCUUCCUUUCGCUUUACGUUCAAUAUUUUUGCACAAUUUUGUACUUGAAAAAAAAAAAAAAGUACACAAUACUUCUUAGCUGAAGCUACAUAUCAGCGCGAUAAUCGAAAUAUCAAUUUUUGGAAAAAUAAAAAAAUUCCCCAUUCGUUUUUCAUGCGUUAAAUUCCAACUAGAGGGAAAAAGGAACAGAGGGCAGAAAAUUUCUGCGCGCAUUUUCUGCAUAGCCGAAUAGCACAAUGGCAGACAAGUUAACGGAGGAGCAAAUUUCCGAAUUCAAGGAGGCCUUCAGCUUGUUUGACAAGGAUGGCGAUGGAACCAUAACAACCAAAGAAUUGGGGACAGUCAUGAGAUCACUGGGGCAAAACCCAACCGAAGCGGAAUUGCAAGAUAUGAUAAACGAAAUAGACACAGACGGGAAUGGGACCAUCGAUUUCCCCGAGUUCUUAACCCUGAUGGCGAGAAAAAUGAAAGAUACGGACACGGAAGAGGAGCUAAUUGAGGCCUUCAGAGUUUUCGACAGAGACGGGGACGGGUACAUAAGUGCAGAUGAGCUAAGGCACGUGAUGACCAACUUGGGGGAAAAGCUCACCAACGAGGAAGUGGACGAAAUGAUACGGGAGGCGGACAUUGACGGGGAUGGCCAGAUCAAUUACGAGGAGUUCGUCAAAAUGAUGAUAGCCAAGUAGUGGUUAUCCCUGUGUGUGUGAAAGCGUGUGUAUUCGCGUGUGUAUAUUCGCGCAUGUAUAUUUGCGCGUGUGUCUGUUUUUUCAUAUCUUCAUUCGCAUGCUCAUGCGGACGUGUUCAUGUUGUUGCACACGGGCGGCAAAUCUGAGUGCCUGACUGUGUGUGUGUAUGUAUGCCCGUCUGCGUGUAUGCGUGUAUGCGUAUGUAUGUAUGCCUGCCUACCUUCCUGCGUGUGUGUACUUACGUAUGUGUGUGCGUGUCUGCGCAUCCGCACCCCCCCUUUUCAUUCAUCAGAAGUUUUUCAUCCAUUUUAACGCAAGCCAACUUUUAUUUUGUUUUACCUGAAGUAAUUCUAAAUCUUCG